GUGAGCGAGUUGGAACAAGCAGCAGACAAAAACAAAAAUUCACGCACAUGGUAGGGUCGAGAAGUUUUGCUUCUGUAGCUGAGGCCGAGGAAGUCAAAUCCGGACAAAAAGUUGGAUGCCUUCAGCUUUUUGAGAUUACGCAUAGGAAGAAAGAUGGAUCUCCUAUGGCAUCCGAAGCUGGAGAAAUUAUGGAGAAACUAAAAGAGAAGAAGGCAGAAUAUGAAGCGAUUGCUUCGAGUGAUAGUUCUGUUAAUCUUGAGAACAUUGAUAACAGAAUUAUCACUAAAGUUUUGGGUCCUGAAAGGUACGGUCGGGUUCGGUUUCAAGGAUCUGGUGUUACCCCGACCCAAUAUUUUGGAUCCGGCUCCCAGCAAUACAUGCCUUCUGGAAGUCAAGCUCAAGCUGAAGUUCAGAGGUUAAGAGACCAGAUAGCUCAGAUGCAAGCGAACAUGGUUGAGCAAAUUGCCGAGGUUCAACGAAAAUAUGAAGAACUCCAGCAACAACUUAGAGCGGAGGCAGUAGAGAGGGAGGCAGUGGCUGCAGCGAGAGAGGCAGAGGCACGAGCGAUGGUAGCAGAGCAGAGCAAAAAGUACGAUGACCUCCAGCUACAGCUUCAGCAGAUGAUGCAUAUGUUUCAGCAAUCGCAAAAGCCGCCAUCUUAGACAUUAGUUUUCUUAUUGUAAGAAUGUUUUUAAGUUUUGUCACGUUUAACAUUAUUGUAAGAAUAUUUUAAAUUAUACUUUAUUUAUUAAUUAUAUCAUAUAUCUUUAGUUAAAUUUGAA
This is a messenger RNA of Gossypium arboreum, 782 nucleotides long. RefSeq lists its product as uncharacterized. NCBI's taxonomy places the organism in Eukaryota, Viridiplantae, Streptophyta, Magnoliopsida, Malvales, Malvaceae. Bases 48 to 662 code for a protein of 204 amino acids. The transcript has 3 exons. The record is from RefSeq and is a predicted model, not a curated record.